Molecule: messenger RNA, 321 nt
Organism: Colletotrichum costaricense
Lineage: Eukaryota; Fungi; Ascomycota; Sordariomycetes; Glomerellales; Glomerellaceae
Exons: 1
Coding region: 1-321 (106 amino acids)
Source: RefSeq, a predicted model, not a curated record
AUGAGCGGCGCCAGUAUGGCGAGGAUGGUCGAGGUGGCGGGCUUGACUGCUGCGGCUGUGACGGGGCCUGUCGAAGUGGUGCUUGGAGAAGACACAGUCGAGGAUGGCGCUGAGGUUUCGGAUGUAGAGCCUCCAGACCCGCCAGUUGCUGUAGAUGCUGAUCCGGCUGAGGUGGUUGGACCGUCAGACGCGGAUUCUGAGGGGAUUGAAGCCGACGGACUCGAGCCAGGACCGUUUGUCGCUGUUCCGGACGGUGCUGAUGAUACCGAAGAUAAAGUUGCCGUGGAGAGUGAUGACGCGCUUGCUGGAGAACUCGACUGA